AUGACACAGAACAUGAAGAACAGUCAUGAUGCUGACAACAACAUUGGAAUGCAUGCAUGUUUCAAGCAACCUUCACAAGCUUACAGCUGUGAUGGUAGGAGCAAAAUACUUGAGAAGAAUCUGCAGAACAUGCAUGGAUAUACUGCAGAAAUAGGAAGACCAAACUUUCCUGACAAAGAAUUCCUGGAGAAAGACUACUACUCUCAAUCAACCAAAAGGACACUGGUCCUGAUUUGUCCUAAUCUUGAGUGUCAAGAAAAAACACCCACAAGGAUGCCAAAAAUGCAUUCCUCACAAGGCACAAUUUUAGCUAAAGGAAUCACAGCAAGACCAUAA
Dovyalis caffra is the source of this 336-nucleotide messenger RNA. Lineage: Eukaryota; Viridiplantae; Streptophyta; Magnoliopsida; Malpighiales; Salicaceae. The record is from the annotation of a GenBank genome assembly.